AUGGGGGCGCCUAAGCCCUGCUUCUGCCUCUGCCUCUGCCUCUCCAUUAUCAUCUUCUUCCUCCCUCUUGUUUCUUCAUCCCACCACCUCCCUGGAAACCCUGCCAACGAGAUCGUGGCGAUCAUUAACAAGAACCGAACAGCAGCAAAGCUGGGAGCGUUGAACGACAGCCCGGGUCUGGGGUGCAUGGCCUUGCAAUACGUGGAGCUAUGCAAGGAUAACUGCGCCGCCACCAAUGGGUCAGUUAACUGCAACCCACCGGAGGACGACUUCACUGAAGUUUUCGGCCCGAACUGUGGGGUAGAGCUGCCCACUUUCGGCACCAUAACUGGCCACAUUGUGGGUUGCAGCCAAUCCAAGAGGUACAUUGCUGAUCCUGAAGCAGCUUUCUCUGAGGUGCUAGUGAGGGACGGCAGGAGUUUGUCUGUGGUGAGAAACAGGUCGCACAAAGGGGUGGGAGUAGGCCUGUUUGGGGUUCAUAAGGGUCCUUUCUUUUGGUGCGUUCUGUUCGGCGAUGGAGAGACAAACUCCACCUUUAUGUUGGAGGAACGCGGGCAAGGGAUUAAGCAGAAGAAAGGAUGUUUCAGCGGCAGUGCUUUCGCUUGCAACAGCAGCAACCUCAUAAGAUCGCUUGGAUUGUGGCUGCUGUCUCUGCUGCUGUGCCUUGUUCUGCACAUUUUGCGUGGGUAG
This is a messenger RNA of Linum trigynum, 690 nucleotides long. The record is from the annotation of a GenBank genome assembly. NCBI's taxonomy places the organism in Eukaryota, Viridiplantae, Streptophyta, Magnoliopsida, Malpighiales, Linaceae.